CAAAUUGUCCUUUUCCAGUUUGACUUACUUAUGUGAUAUCCAGUGGUAUAAGGAGUCAGGGGCCCCAGCUCUUAUACUUCCCUGUUUGCGAGUAUUUAGCUUAGGCUGGAGGUUGCCAUUUCCAUCUUUGAAAAGAUGCAAGCACAGGAGAUCCUACGGAACCUGCGAUUUCCAGAGUUUGAAGACUUCAGUCAGUUUUUCCGAAGUUUGCCAGCUACUACCUUAGUAGGCAUAGGGGCCUUUGCAGCUGUUGUUGCGUAUUGGCUGGCCAGCCGGCCAAAAGCAGUGAAACCACCAUGUGACCUCCUGAUGCAAUCAGAAGAAGUUGAGGGCUGGGAUGGCGCACGAAGAUCUGUAAUUGGAGACAGCUUACAAUUGUUAACUCACUACUAUGAUGAUGCAAGGACCAUGUAUGAGGUUUUUAGAAGAGGUUUUAAUAUAUCUGAAAAUGGUCCCUGCUUAGGAUUCAGGAAACCCAAACAGCCUUACCAGUGGUUGUCCUAUAAAGAGGUUGCUGAAAGAGCAGAAGCACUGGGUUCAGGCUUACUCCAAAAGGGAUGUAAACCAUCAACAAGUCAGUUUAUUGGGGUUUUUGCACAAAACCGGCCAGAGUGGAUCAUUUCUGAGCUGGCUUGCUAUACCUAUUCCAUGGUUGUGGUUCCCCUGUAUGAUACGUUAGGCCCUGGAGCCAUUCGUUAUAUUAUCAACACAGCUGAUAUUUCUAUAGUCGUUUGUGAUAAGCCUGAAAAAGCCAGAAUCCUGUUAGAAAAUGUAGAGAAAAAAGAAACACCAGGAUUGAAAUGUAUUAUUUUGAUGGACCCUUUUGAGAAGGACCUUAAAGAAAGAGGACAAAGGUGUGGAGUUCAUAUCCAGGCUAUGCAGGAAGUAGAGGACUGUGGUCGAGAAUGUUGGCAUGUCCCAGUACCUCCUCGACCAGAAGAUCUGUCAAUUGUCUGUUUUACUAGUGGCACUACAGGUAACCCUAAAGGUGCUAUGCUGACUCAUGGGAAUGUGGUUGCUGAUUUUUCAGGUUUUUUGAAAGUGACAGAGAAAGUGAUCUUUCCGAGACAGGACGAUGUGCUCAUCUCCUUCCUGCCUUUGGCUCACAUGUUUGAAAGAGUGAUACAGUCUGUAGUGUAUUGCCAUGGGGGACGAAUUGGGUUCUUCCAAGGGGACAUUCGCCUGUUGUCUGAUGAUAUGAAAGCACUGCGUCCAACCAUCUUUCCUGUUGUGCCACGACUGCUAAACAGAAUGUAUGACAAGAUCUUCAGUCAAGCAGACACCCCACUGAAACGCUGGCUUCUGGAAUUUGCUGCCAAGCGUAAAAAGGCGGAAGUUCAAAGUGGAAUAAUUAGAAAUGACAGUCUGUGGGAUAAACUCUUCUUUAACAAAAUACAGGCAAGCCUCGGUGGUUGUGUAAGAAUGAUUGUAACAGGAGCUGCUCCUGCUUCACCCACUGUCUUGGGUUUCCUUCGAGCAGCCCUAGGAUGUCAGGUUUAUGAAGGCUAUGGUCAAACAGAAUGCACAGCUGGUUGUACCUUUACUACUCCAGGGGACUGGACAUCAGGUCACGUAGGAGCACCUUUGCCUUGUAAUUUAAUCAAGCUGAUGGAUGUUGAAGAGCUGAAUUACUUUUCUUCCAAAGGAGAAGGAGAGAUCUGUGUGAAAGGUCCAAAUGUUUUCAAGGGCUACCUGAAAGAUGAAGAGAAAACCACUGAAGCUUUAGACAAGGAUGGAUGGCUGCAUACAGGGGAUGUUGGGAAGUGGUUGCACAAUGGUACACUUAAAAUAAUUGAUCGAAAAAAGCAUAUAUUUAAACUGGCUCAGGGAGAAUACAUUGCACCAGAAAAAAUUGAGAAUAUCUACAUUCGCAGUGAGCCUGUCGCCCAGAUAUACGUGCAUGGAGAUAGCUUACAGGCCUUCCUGGUGGGGAUUGUUGUACCUGAUGCUGAAAUCAUGCCAGCCUGGGCCAAGAAAAAGGGCUUUGAUGGAACUUUCACAGAGCUCUGUAAAAAUGUGGAGCUAAAAAAAGCAAUAAUGGAAGAUAUGGUGCAGUUAGGGAAAGAGAGCGGACUUCAUUCAUUUGAACAGGUUAAAGCUGUUUACGUCCACUCUGAAAUGUUCUCUGUACAAAAUGGUUUGUUGACACCUACAUUAAAAGCUAGGAGACCAGAGCUGAGAGAAUACUUCAAGAAACAGAUAGAAGAGCUUUAUUCAAGCAUCUCCAUCUGACACCACAAGAAGGUUCUUCAGAAUAAUGAACUCUGUAGCGAUAUUAGGAUAAUACUGAAAAGUGAGAAGGAUGCAGUUGAAAUGAAUAAGCAUCUGAUCUUCCACGUGAGCCUUCUGUUGUCUGAAGACACCAUCUCUGAGUAAUUCCUUUACCAUCUAGUUCUAGUUCUUGUUGUAAUGGAUGCUCUAGAAGAUUGCUUAAAAAACAUACUGGACAACUAUUACACUGUUUUAAAUUCCACUACUCCUGAAAGCAUUUUACAGACAUCUUUGUUAUUAAUACCUGCAAAAACCCCUUAGCAAACAGGAAGGAAAAGCAGAUUGGACCUGCCCAUUUUGUACGACACUUCUCUAAGCUCCUGGAUGAUUCAAAAAUGUGAUAGGGUUUCCAGAUGUCUCUCUGGAUGGGUACCAUUUAAGAACUCUUUAGAAGCAAGAGGUUCACAGGUUGUACAUCAUGCACACACCUUGCUUAGUAUGGUACAGCACCUUUCAUCAUAUGGUGCUCCUUCUCCCUCAGCUGCUAUUGUGUGCAUAUGCAGCCAAGAACUCCUCACUGAAACUGAGCUCUUAAAAGUACCAGAGUCCCACUCAUUGAAAUAUCUGACAAAGACUAGUGGUCUACCUCAAAUUUUCUUUGAUGCACAAAGCUGGAAAUAAAUCUGCUACCCUGAUCUAGAACUUAAAA
Messenger RNA from Rhineura floridana, 2920 nucleotides. It is a transcript of the gene ACSL6, whose product is annotated as acyl-CoA synthetase long chain family member 6. The record is from RefSeq and is a predicted model, not a curated record. NCBI's taxonomy places the organism in Eukaryota, Metazoa, Chordata, Lepidosauria, Squamata, Rhineuridae. Gene Ontology annotation, biological process: very long-chain fatty acid metabolic process; long-chain fatty-acyl-CoA biosynthetic process; long-chain fatty acid metabolic process. Gene Ontology annotation, molecular function: arachidonate-CoA ligase activity. The transcript is spliced from 21 exons. Gene Ontology annotation, cellular component: membrane; endoplasmic reticulum. The coding region runs from base 136 to 2232 and encodes 698 amino acids.